Podarcis muralis (Common wall lizard) is the source of this 1780-nucleotide messenger RNA. The record is from RefSeq and is a predicted model, not a curated record. NCBI's taxonomy places the organism in Eukaryota, Metazoa, Chordata, Lepidosauria, Squamata, Lacertidae.
GGGCGCACAACCCUAGAGUCUGUCAAGACUGGCCCGUACGGGCAGGGGUACCUUUACCUUUAUUGCCUGCAUUGCUGACACACAUGUAAAGAAGCAGGAAAGUUUUGGCACUUUUAAGUCAGUGGUUUUUAUUCACACAACAUUCCCAGUUGUGCCUCAGCUGUGUCAUAUCUACGGGAAACUGCCCAGAAUAGACCCACAUCCCAUUUCAUUCUGGGGGGUGCAAUAUAAAUUCAACCAAUAAAAUAAUGAUAAGUGAGUGUCCAGCUUGGGAACGUUCUUUGGAAGCUGAACGUCCGACAUGGUUUCCUUCUAAGUGCAGGAAGCUCCGGCAGCCAAUCGGAAGCCGUCCCUUGCCUCCCCCCCCCCUUCUAGAACCCACCACUCUCAACCAACUCUCAACUGCCUCCCCCCCAACAUUCAGACUUACUUUAAUAGCCUGAAAGGACCCUGCAUCUUUCUACAGCUGGUAUCCACCACUAUGGCUGAGUUUCGCAAAGCUUCUCAGGCAGGAAGGGCACAGCAGCUGCUCUGGCGCCGUGGGGAACCAUUAGAAAUCGUGGGCCGUGGUUUGGAAGUGCCGGUCAGGGCUCCGGCCAAGCAGCAGCCCAGCGGUGCCACGUCCCAAACCAACAUCUGCAGGCGAGAGGCCGGCCAGAGCAAAGGGGGAAAGGCUCCCAGCUCAGUGUGGGAGCCUUUCCCCAACACGUAUUUUGUUCUGGCCAAAUCCCUGGAGAGGCGUGGCGAACAUCAGGGCCACGCCUCCAGGGAUGAGGCUCCAGCGCCAGCUCCCGGAAUGAAGAACCGAACAUCCCGGCGGUUCCCGGCUGUCGUCCCUCGCGGCGCGUCCCCACUGCCCCUCCUCCGUACGGGCAUGGCUCCAUCCCGGCCCGGUUUGGCACAGAAGCAGCAGCCAAAGUUUCCUCCCAUUAAAACAGCUUCUCAGGUGAGGGAGGAGACUUUGGCUGUUGCUUCUGUGCUAGGCCAGUCGGACGCCCGUACGGUGGAGAAGUGGGGAGCCCUGAUAAGAUCAGCGAGGGAGAAGUUCAGCCGUGGAACCGCCGCAUUCCUCCGGGAGGGACUGGAGCCCAGACGACGGCCUCUCGCCCCUGAGGAUCUCGAUCGUGCACCGCUGUGGCUGCUGCCCAAGCCUCCCCCUAAAAGACCAGCUUGAGGAUUCCACAGCUUGACGAAUUCCAGAGCGUUUGGAUCUUAGCUGAAGGACUGUAUUCCGGUUUCUGGUUUGUCAGCUGCUGAAGCAUUUGAACGCUUUACAAAUAGAGGCUUUACAAAUGUGAAGAGCGAACUUUUCCCUGUUCAUCCUUUGGACACACCGGAUACUUUUGUUCUUGUUGUUGUUGCUAAAUCAAUAUAAGAGGAAUUUUUCUACUCUGAGAAAUAUUCCGGGGCUGCAUGCACCGCUGAAGCUGCAGAUGGAAUUCCAAGCAGUGAAGCUGCUCCAGCAUCUUCCUUUCCUUCCUAGUUCUAACUUGUCCCUGGAUAUCUGGAAAGGCAACUGUGACUGCAUUGGUUUUGAGGAUAUUCUGAACGACCCGGCACAGAGUGAAGGAAUGGGGGAUCCUCAUCUUUUGGUUGAACACAAACUUGAUUUCUUAUAAUGCGCACAUCCUCCAUCCUUCUGUUCAUGAAAAUAUUUCUUACCUGUGUCCCUGUGGGUUCAAGUAAACCAUAUAAGCAGUAGUUGUACAGCACUUGUUUAGAUACACACAAUGUCUCACCUACCUUGAUGAAAAAAAGGCACAUUAAAUGCUUAAAUAUA